Messenger RNA from Dentiscutata heterogama, 975 nucleotides. The record is from the annotation of a GenBank genome assembly. NCBI's taxonomy places the organism in Eukaryota, Fungi, Glomeromycota, Glomeromycetes, Diversisporales, Gigasporaceae.
AUGUACGCAGAGAACCGAGAGUCAAAAGAGUCAGAGAAUGAUGAAAGAGAAUCCAUUACACAUAGAGAUUCACCAAUACCUACAAGGUCAUCACUUGUGCAAAAUCCGGUAGAUUAUCUGGAAUAUCUUGCAGCGCAAGAAGAAUACGCACCACCACAAGCUUCAGAACAUGAUCUUGGACUUUCAGAUAAUCAGUAUCAACCUAUCGAGUUAUCUUCACCAUUUAGCCAACAUCCGACAUACCUGUCAAAUCUAGGGAUGACAGAACAAUAUAUAACACAAUCAUAUAUACCGCAAGAUAUAGAAACAUCAUCACCUUUAUCUCCUUUAGAUGAGGUUCAGAACAAAAUGGUUGAUUUACAAACAGUUCCUUCACAUCAAAUAACAAUAUAUACUCAUAAUCCACAAUUUCAAAAUGCUACUAUUAAAAUGACUGAAGUUGCGACACAUUCAUUAUCACAAGAAAGUAUAGACCCAUCAUUAUUAACAUCACCAGGUGUAACGAUGACAAGAAACAAAUCGAGAAUUAAAAAUCCGACAAUUGAAAAUAUACCACGAAGAUCAAGUUACACUGCUCAAAUACAGACGAGUGAUACUCCUCUUAGGCAAGAAUUUAGAAAAAAUGACAUAUCCACUUCGUUUUUAAGGAGUAGCACUGGUAACAGUAAUUCAAUAUUACAAACGGAAAUAAGAGCUGCUCAUGGUGACCCAGAUGACCCCUUAUUAAAUUAUCAAAAUAGACCUAAAAAUUUCAAUUUUACCACUCGAUCUGUUCCUUUCCCCCAGCAACUUGAUCCUCAUUAUCAUCAUCAAUUGCAAAAUAAUGCCAAUGAAGAUCCUAAAUCUCCUGUUUCUCCUCGCGUGAAAGCGGCGAGUCCACUACCUGAUUCAUAUAAAAAUGGUUAUAAACCAAAGGGUUUAAUCAUUUGCCUCUGUUUUAGUAUUGUUGCUGGAAUAAUAUUUACUUGUAUGUAG